Chelonia mydas (Green sea turtle) is the source of this 3152-nucleotide messenger RNA. Its product is annotated as la-related protein 6-like. Gene Ontology annotation, cellular component: nucleus. NCBI's taxonomy places the organism in Eukaryota, Metazoa, Chordata, Testudines, Cheloniidae. Gene Ontology annotation, biological process: RNA processing. The record is from RefSeq and is a predicted model, not a curated record. The coding region runs from base 970 to 2409 and encodes 479 amino acids. The transcript is spliced from 4 exons. Gene Ontology annotation, molecular function: mRNA binding.
AGGGAACUUCCUGUGACAACAGCAGCAUCUCAGCUCUAGGAGCUGCACGCCGGCCUGGCCUUUGUAGGUUUGGGUAGAAACCAGCCGCACCCAGGUUUUAUUUAGGUGGGAGGAGACCCUGCUGGAGCUAUCGGAGCAGCAGCGUCAGCUCCACUCCCCUGCUUACACAGCUGGAGCACAUUCCCUGCAGUUUAUAGCUUGCCUUUAACAGAGGGAUAGCUGCCUGCCCCUUUCCAGACAGUUCACGUGCCAGAACCGUGCUCCCACCAGCCCAGGCAAGUGCAAAGGAAGUAGCCUUGGAACUUGGGGUCCUGAUUCUAGCUACCAGCCCCUUUCUAGCCUGCCCAAAGGGCAAGAGGCAGCAUUUCAGCAGCUGAUCUAAAUUAGUAAUUUUGUUAUAGCGGGGGAUGCAAAAGGGCCCCCCAGAAAGUUCCCUGUCCCAGCAGAGUCAUGGACAGGGCUCACCAACUUUUCCCUGUCUUGAGCUCAGGGUCCAUAACAUGCCUACAAAAGGAGAGUUAACUCUGCAAUUCACCCACUCCCCCUCCCCCAUAAUAUACCUGGUGAACUCCAUUAAAAGCCCUGAGCAGAGCAUGGCUCAGCUCCCAGGGCGCACCUGCUAGGAAGCCAAAGGCGUCUCCUCAGGCUGGAGCUCUGCCCGAUUUCCUGCAGGAGUCUCAUGCAGAGCAGGUGAAGCUGUUUAACCUGAGAACACAUUUCACCUGGAUGCUCGUUUGCCUCCUCUUAGCAGCCAGGGCAGCCCCCAAAGCUCUGCUGUGUGGUUUCCUGGGUGGCUCUGGCUUCCAUUAUAAGCUAGUGGUCUAGGGGAUUCUCUCUCUGUAUCAUUAGUGGGGCCAGUUUGUGUGCUGGGGGGGAGGGAAAGGCAAUAACUUAGGGGUCUCCACAAUGUAGCAGAAGGAGCUGGUGGGCUCUUAGUGCAUCUUCACCUGGUGAGACAGAUGAAGCACCAUGUCGUCCCAUGGUUCCUUGGUGGCCCUGGGGCUUGGUUCCCAGCCCAGGUGUAGCACCCCCAUGCAAGUGCAGACGACCCCCUUUUCUACUCUGCACUUCCUUCCACACAAGGGCCAGCCUCUUCCCCCACUCAGCCAGGAAGACUUCUUUGAGAACUUUGAUGGGAGCUUCUAUGACCUGAAUGACAUUUUUGGGGCUGACUCGUUCGAGUGCGACUCCUCGGUGCCCGACGCCCAUCUGAUCCAGAGGAUUGUGUCUCAAGUGGAGUUCUACUUGUCUGAUGAGAACCUGGCCAAGGAUGCCUUCCUCCUGAAGCACGUUCAGAAGAACAAAUUGGGCUUUGUCAGCAUCAAACUGCUGACAUCUUUCAAGAAGGUGAAAUACCUAACCCGAGACUGGAGGAUCACUCUCUAUGCCCUGCAGUUCUCGGAGCUGCUGGAGGUGAACGAAGAAGGGACUAAAGUGAGAAGGAAAAUCCCCAUCCCGGAGUCUCUCCUGAGCAUCCCGCCAAGCAAGCUGCUCCUUGCCUGGAACCUCCUACCCCAGGAACAGGGAAUGUCGCCACCGCUCCAGAAGAGCUUCAUUGAGACCAUCACUAAAAUGUUCAGCCCCUUCGGCGCCAUCGCCUCCAUCCGCAUCUUGAGGCCGGGCAAGAAGCUGCCCUCUGACGUGAAGAAGUAUUCCUCCCGCUACCCUGAGCUCCUGACCAAGUGCUGUGCCCUGGUGGAGUAUGAAAACCUGGAGAGUGCUAGGAAGGCUUAUGAGGAGCUGAACCAUGGCCACGGCUCCCCCGGCAGGGAGAGCAUCAAGGUGGUCCGUCUCUCUGGGAAGGGCUCCAAAAAGAAGAGCGGGGAUGACAUAGAAGAAGUGGAGCUGGUGGACCAGCUGGCCAGGAAGCAGCAGGCGUCGGAGAGGCUGGCCUAUGCCACGGGAGAUUCUUUCUUCUGCAGCUCUUCGGAGUCUGACAGCACGCCGGCUUCUCCUCCCGUCCUGAUGCAGAAGUAUCUCUCCACUCCAGCGUGGUCCGCCUGCAGCCUGGGCGUGAGCUUCAAACCCUCCUUCUUCAGCAGCCCUCACGCCAGCCCUCUUCUCUCCAAUAAAAGCCUGGCUCACCCCCACUGCCCUUCACCGCUGGCUGCCGAGCUGGGCAAUGGUGGCUCCUCCAGCCCAGACACGAGUCCUGAGUUCCGAAGAUUGUCCGAUUCCUGCUGGGACAGCGGGAUUGGCUCUGGCAGCUCAUGGGUCCAGCGGCGACGGGUGGCCGCCCAUAGCCAGUCUCUGGAAACCAGAGCUCUACCCUGCUGCUCUCUGGAGUUAAGAAAGAUGCCAGAUCCCUUUGGCCUUCGACCUGGGGUGAUGCGCCUGCCCCGGGGUCCAGAUGGCACCAAAGGCUUCUACAACAGCAUCGGGAGAGGAAAGCUGGUCCUAAGACACUAGAGUGUCUCGUUGUGGUUCUUUUGUUUUUGUUUUUUCUUCUCUCAAGUAAAUUAACCUCUUUCCAGGGUCACUGGGAUAUCUGCUAACGACAUAAGCACAGCCCUGCAGGAAGCUGGAGUCUGAAGUAUUAGAAACUUAGGGGUUAAGAGGGAUGUUCAACGAAUAGUCGGCUUGGGAGGUGAGAUGCUGAGGAAGAGGAUGUACCAAACCACUGCCAUUUCUCUCUCGCUGUAGUGGCCGCUUCUGUCCAUGUGCUGUCUAGUAUCUAGAUUUUCUAAGCUGAGCCAUGCUGCUGAGAUUUUAUUGUAGCUAAGGGUUUUAUUCCACUAACUCCCAAGCUAUCAGCCACCAAAUAGUUACAUGUAUAUCUCAGCCUGCACCUAUCACUAGCAAGACUCAAGGGCAUAUUCCUCUUUUUGAUCCAGUAAUGUAGCCUUCAGUUCUCAGAGCAGUGUCACCUAGGGGUGAGUUUAUACCCUUUCAGAACCAGGCUUUCAGGAUGUGGUACUCUGUAACAGCACAGCUUGGCAGCAGAUGAUGUAAAUAGGUUGUUUCUAAAUGGAGUAUUAUCUGUGUUGACAUGAGAGGUGAUGCAGAUGGAAUGUUAAAUAAAGAGAGUUGAAGUAUUCCAGGCACCUGUUGUACCAUUUGAGCCAUUGCUUUCUCCUUGCACAUCUUUUCUGGGUGAUCUGCAGGCUGCAAAAAUAUCUCCCUCUUUGAAAAUGUUCUGAUUUCAAAAUGAG